Messenger RNA from Adineta ricciae, 11412 nucleotides. Lineage: Eukaryota; Metazoa; Rotifera; Eurotatoria; Adinetida; Adinetidae. The record is from the annotation of a GenBank genome assembly.
AUGUCUGUGCGCGAACUUUUUUUCUUGCUUGGAUGGCUUAUUGCAACAUGUUCAAGCGAAAGCUUAAGACCACCGUAUUUGAAUCUUGCUCGAGAAAAACACAUUACCAUAUCAGCAACUUCCACAUGCGGAGAAUUUAUUGAUAAACAAAACCGGAAUAAAAUCAAGUAUAAAAAAGAAUUAUACUGUAAACUAACCGGUUCGUCACCCUAUGAAAAAGAUUACAAGGAUUCCAAUUUAAUCUAUGGACAAUACUGUGAUUACUGCGAUCCUAGUGUACCGGAGAAAAAACAUAUCGUCAACUAUACAAUCGACGGUACCGAUCGAUGGUGGCAGUCUCCCCCAUUAUCACGAGGUUUGGAGUAUCAAAAAGUGAAUAUUACAAUCGAUCUCGGUCAAGAGUAUCAUAUUGCUUACAUUUACAUUCGUAUGGCCAAUUCUCCUCGGCCGGCUGCCUGGUCCUUAGAACGUUCGACUGAUUAUGGCAAAACAUUUUCAACGUGGUACUACUUCGCUAGCGAUAUUGAAUGUCGAACAUUGUUUGGUGUUCAAUCGUCUUACAAUCGUUCAUUUGUACGCGAUGAUGAUGUUGUUUGUGAAACGAAAUAUGCCAGUCGCAUUCCAUUAGAAGGUGGUGAAAUGGUUGUGUCAUUGAUCAAUGAUCGACCGAAUAUCAAAAACUUUUCAUAUAGUGAUACACUACAACAAUGGACACGUGCUACGAACGUUCGUCUACAAUUACUUCGGCCAACAACCUUACAUUCUCACUCGUUCAUUCACGAUAGUCAUGACAAGUCAGUUACAAGACGAUACUUCUAUUCCAUUCGAGAUAUUGGUAUUGGUGGACAUUGUCAAUGCAAUGGUCAUGCGGAAUCGUGUGAUAAACCUCAUCCGAAAUCUCCGAAUAAGAUGGUUUGCCGCUGUCGACAUAAUACAUGUGGCGAUUAUUGUCAGGAAUGUUGUGAACCAUUUGUACAGAAAAAAUGGCGUCAAUCACGUGACGCCGGUGCAGGAGCAUUUGAAUGUGAACCAUGUCAAUGCUACGGUCAUUCAACUGAAUGUACCUACGAUGAGAAAGUAGCUGAACAAAAACUAAGUAUCGAUAUACAUGGAAAGUAUGAAGGUGGCGGUCGGUGUUUGAAUUGUCAACAUCAUACUGAAGGUAUCAAUUGUGAACGAUGCGUUCGAGGAUACUUUCGAAAUUUCACCAAAAAAGUCAGCGAUGUCGAUAUGUGCCAAUCAUGCAAUUGCAAUCUGAAAGUUUCGACGGGUGCUUGUGCAGAAGGCACAGGUAAAUGCGAAUGUAAACCACAGUUCACUGGCUUAGAAUGUGAUGAAUGUGCCGUCGGAUAUUUUGAUUAUGCCGCUGGAUGUAAACCAUGUCUAUGUUCAAUAAAUGGUACAGCUGAUCAUAAAUGUUUACCUGACUCAGGUCGUUGCGUGUGCAAAAUGAAUUUUGAUGGAGAUUAUUGUGAUCGAUGUGCGCCUGGUUAUUACAAUUACAAAGCCGGUUGUCUGCCGUGCCAAUGUGAACGAGCAGGUAGUGAUGGAAAUAUAUGUGACGCUGAAACCGGACAAUGUCCAUGCCGUUUGAAUUAUCAGAAUCGAACAUGUAAUACGUGUAAAAAUGGCCACUACGGUUAUCCAGGAUGUUUGCCAUGUGUUUGUAAUCACAAUGGCUCAACGGUAGAAGUGUGUAAUAAAGAUACAGGCGCUUGUUUAUGUAAAGCGAAUUUUACCGGACAAACAUGUGAACAUUGUGCACCGGGCUUCUUCAAUCAUCCGACAUGUGAACCGUGCGCCUGUGAUCCAACUGGUGUCAUUUAUGAUGCAUGCGACCAACGUGGCCAAUGUCAUUGUAAACCAAAUUUUGGCGGACGACAGUGUAAUCAAUGUGCACCUGGUUACUUUCGGUAUCCGGAUUGUGUACCAUGUUCGUGUGACAUGCAUGGCUCAUUAGGUUUAAGUUGUGAUCAAACCAGUGGGCAAUGUGUAUGUAAAAGUAACUUCGUUGGUGAAAAAUGUCAAGAGUGUGCGCCAGGAUUAUUCAAUUUUCCCUACUGCGAAGAAUGUAAAUGUGUACCAGCUGGUGUACGAAACGAUUUUCCUGGUUGUGGUCGUCAUAACAUUCCAGGUGUCCUCUGUUUAUGUAAACAGAAUGUUGAAGGAAGACAAUGUGAUCGUUGCAAAGAAGGUUUUUGGAAUAUGAAAGCAUCCAAUCCAGUUGGCUGUGAGCCGUGUGACUGUUCUGAUUCCGGUACAUUAGCACAUCUAAACAUUUGCGACAGUGUUACCGGUCAAUGUCCAUGUAAAAUAACGACUCAAAACUCCACCGCACGCUGUGAUGUUUGUGCCGAUGGUUAUUAUUCGUUGAAACGUGAUGACGUUUUUGGUUGCGAACCAUGUCGAUGCUCACUUGGCGGAUCAUUGCAUAGUAUUUGUGAUAAGCAUACAGGACAAUGUGUUUGUCGGCCAUCGAUUGUGGGUCGCGAAUGCAAUCAACCAGCGAUGGGACAUUAUUUUCCAAGUUUACAUCAUUUACGAUACGAACUUGAAGAUGGUUUAACAGCGAAACACCAAACACCGGUCCGCUAUGAAUUCGACGGAUACGAUUUCGAACAGUUCUCAUGGAAAGGUUAUGUUCGAUAUUCAUCUCUACAGCCAGAAGUACAAAUGCACAUUCAACUGAUGAAACCAACAGCUUAUCGACUAUUAAUUCGAUAUAAAACAUACAAUAAAACGACAACGGACAGUAAUAGUGUCGACUAUAAAUUACCACAAAUGCAUGUGAACUUUGCACCUGUACGAGAAACAGCAACAGCAGCACCACAAACAUUCGAUAUUGAUCUACCUCAAUCAGAUCGUCAAGCAACAUUUGCAUCAUCUGCUACACUUCUGACAACAGAAGCUGCACCUAACAAUGAAUAUAUUUUAACACUGAAAACGCGUGAUCCAAUUCUCGUCGAUUAUGUUGUUUUUGUUCCUAUUGAUUACAUCGAAGCUGAAGCAUUGCAACAAACCGAUGAUUUUGCCUAUGGUCGUCCAUGUGAACUGGAUGAUGAAGAAGAAUGUUAUCAAUACUAUUAUCCACCAUUGAAUGGUAUGUCAACUGUGAGUCAUCCAUCAUCGGGUUCAGUUACAAAUGGUCUAAUUAUUGAUUCAAAUCUUUUGGAAGAAUUAUCUAUUGAUUCGUUGACGACUAUUGAACGUGGUCGAGACUAUCGAUAUGACUGGAUGAUAUCGAAACCGGGCCAAUACUAUCUGCUCGUCGAUUAUCAUACAAUUGAUGCGGGCACAUCCUAUGCGCGCGUUCAAACCAUCGAUGGCGACAUCACACCAGGUACGUUGGUAUUAACUGAAUGUCCCUAUACAUUCGUUUGCCGGCAAAUCGUCACGACAUAUUCGAAUGGUGGCAAUCAACGAAUCAGCAAACCAAAAGUAAUGACUGUCACCGAUACACGACGAGCAACAGUCAUAUUAAAUGUUGUCCAACAAACAGAUCGAAGUAGUCCAAUUGGUAUACAAAAGAUAACUGCUGUACCAGUUGCUCAAUUCAAUUACGAUCUUCUUCGACCCAAAUUUUCUUGUGUUCGUGGCAUAUCGGAUGACGGACCACAUGGUUUAACUGUAUGUGACGAUUCAAAUAAACCAUCAGGAGGUUCAUUGACUGCACCGGUUCAAAUUUUUCAAGCCGAAGAUUAUUACAAUGAACAUUUGAAGACAAGUAAUUUCCCAUCGGCACCACCUAAUACUGCUGUUGUUCCAUUGAACUUAUCCACGCCGAAUAUCUAUGUCUACGGACGUUUAACUGAUGUGUAUGCGAAGCCAGAAAACUAUCCAGCUACAUUUCAAUUCCACAUUCACUAUUACCAGUCCAAUGCAUAUCCAGCAUCCGAUAGCAUCCCAUUGACAGUUAUAUUCUACAGUCGAACAGGUGAUAGUCAAAUUGGAGAAAUCAGUGCACCCGUUUGUCAACGACGUACUCUUGGCGGUUGUUCACAAGUAGUGACACUUCAAAAUGGUUCAACAGCGGUUCGACUCGAUGAACCGGAAUUUACCGCUUAUUUAGCGUUAACUAAUCCCAAUACAUCAUUAUUGAUUGAUUAUUUAACUGCGCAAAAGAUUGAACCGAAAGUUGAAAAAGUUGUGACGCCAGCGCCGGUUACAGCCGAUACCGAUCGAGCAUCGAAAUUUGUUCAAGAAUGUAUUGCUAAAACGGCACCAAAUUAUGACCUGAAAAUUCAACAAGCAAGUCCAUUCUGUCGUCAAGCACUCUAUUCAUUAUCAGCAACAUUUAACGAUCAAGCAUUAUUGUGUUCAUGUGAUGUACGUGGUUCCACAAAUAGCAAUGGUCAAUGUGAACCGUACGGUGGACAAUGUUCUUGCAGACCUAACGUUAUUGGUCAACGAUGUGAUCGUUGUCGAACGGGAUAUUGGGGUUUUCCGAACUGCCGACAAUGUACAUGUCCGACAAAGAUUUGCAAUGAAUUAACAGGCGAUUGUAUUUGCCCACCAAGAGUUACGGGACGUUAUUGCGAUCAAUGUGCUCCACGAACAUACGGUUUCGAUCCUUUAAUCGGGUGCGAAGAUUGUCAAUGUCGGAUUGAAGGUGUCGUCAAUGGACGUCUUGAUUGUGAUUUAAAAACAGGUCAAUGUCCAUGUCGGGAGAACAUCGGUUCUCGAACAUGUGAUCGUUGCGCUCCAGGUCAUUACGAUUAUCCACGCUGCAUGCGGUGCGAUUGUGAUACGUCUGGUACACUUGAGCCCAUCUGUGAUACUUAUACUGGCACCUGUCUAUGUAAAGAAAAUGUCUAUGGACCACGUUGCGAUCGUUGUACAGAUGGUACGUUUGCUCUAUUGGCUGAUAAUCCCAAGGGCUGCACAAAAUGCUACUGUUUCGGUUCAACAACGCAGUGCCAUUCAGGUAUAUUUAAUUAUCGGUUCAUUCGUAAUAUGUCAGAUUGGACAUUAACACGAUCUGAUAUACGCUUUGAUCGACGUGAAGCACGCUUAAGUAUGUUUAUGAGCUAUGAUAACAGAGACCAAUCUGCCGUCUACUGGUCGGCGCCACGACAAUAUUUAGGCAAUAAAAUUCUUUCCUAUGGAGGAAAUUUAACUUUUAGAUUAAGUUACACGUCAACAAUAAAUAACCAAAAUCAAGUUAUUAACAAGCAUCCAUUAGUUAUUCUUCGCGGUCGUGAUUUAACCAUUGCACAUUAUUAUUCACGGCCAAUCGAAGCUAACCGUCCUGAAGAAGAGAUUACUGUCACGUUAAAAGAAGCAAACUUUCGUUUUCAAGCACGAUCAUCAGCGGCGGUAACACGUGAAACCUUCUUGCAAACGCUUAGCAAUGUAUCAAGCAUACAUAUUCUUGCUUGGCCAUAUUCAGCCGAUUCACAGUCAAGUUCUAUUGUUGCCGUGCAACUACAACAAGCGGAUCUGAAAUCUGCAAAUAACAUUUUGCCACAACGUCCUAUUGCCCGUAAUAUUGAAGUAUGCUCAUGCCCGCCAAAUUAUGCUGGUACAUCUUGUGAAACAUGCGCACGUGGUUACUAUAAACAAUACAGUGGUACCAAUGGUGCACAUAGUUAUACUUGCGUACCUUGUCAAUGCAAUGGUCAAAGUGAUAUCUGCGAUGUCGAAACAGGUCAUUGUUUAGCGUGUCAGAAUCACACAAUAGGAACAUACUGUGAAGGGUGUGUGGCCGGUUAUAAUGGCGAUCCAACGAAGGGUAUUCCGUGCCGCAUUUGUGCAUGUCCACUAGCUGUUGAAUCAAAUAACUUUGCAUCAACUUGCGAAAUGAAUGUCACCACAGGCGAAACAACAAAAUGUUUCUGUCAACAAGGUUAUUACGGUGAUCGAUGUCAGUCAUGCUAUCCAGCAUUCUGGGGUGAGCCAAGUAAGAUGGGUGGUCGAUGUUCGCCAUGCGAAUGUAACGCAAACAUUGAUCCCUUUGACUGGAAUGCAUGCGAUCAACAGACUGGUCGUUGUGUCAACUGUUUGAACAAUACUGCUGGACCCAUGUGUGAACGUUGUCGAGACUGGUUCUACGGCGAUGCCAUUCUCGCGAAAAACUGCGCUCCAUGUGCAUGUUCUCAAUGCGGUGCAGUCAGAUGUGACCAACGAUCUGGCCGAUGUCAAUGUAAACCUGGUGUCACCGGUCUUACAUGUGACGUCUGCUUAGAAAAUCAUUACGGUUAUCAUGCAUGCGGCGAUGAAGGGUGCAAGCCAUGUAUGUGUGGCAUGGGUAGUAUCGGACCGUCUUGUGAUUUGUACACGGGUCAAUGUCAAUGUAAACCUGGCGUUGGUGGAAAGAAUUGUGAUAUGUGCCUGCCGGGCUAUUGGGAUUUGACCGAAGAUGGAUGCAAACAAUGUCAGUGUGAUCGUUUCGGAACAGUACGGGAUCUAAGCAAUACAGGCUUGAGCUGCGAUGCCAGAACAGGUCGAUGCUACUGUAUUGAAGGUGUUCGAGGAGAACGUUGUGAUCAAUGUGAAGAGCAUUAUACGAUUGUUGAAGGUCGUGGCUGUCUCCCAUGUGAUAAAUCCAAUGUUGUUCCUGAGGGUUGGUGCGCUCGUCAACUGAUCGAUGAUGUUGAUCAAUUACGUGUCAACAUCAAUCGAACUAUUGAAAAUGCUGAUCGAAUUAUACAGGGUCGCACAGCAAACGAACGUAUCCAACGCAUGCGUGUGCGCGCUGAUGAAUAUCAUUCGCUCGUCAACAGUGCGAAUAUUCGCAACUACCGAUGCUUACCGAAUGAAAAUCCCUCCAGUUCAUUCUGUCUCAAUGAGCAAAUCAUCAAUUUGAAGACUUUACUGAAUGAAUUCGAUCACGACUUUAAGCAGACGCAGAUUGAAAUCAAUCACGAACAAGACGAAGUGAAACAGUUGGCCAAAGUUGUGCAAAAAGAAUACGAACGCGUACGUGAACAAGUGGAAACAAUGCGCAAUUUUGCUGAUGACAUCGAUGCAUUCUCAUCGAAUUUAACUCAACAUACCAAUGACGAUCCGACGUACAUAGUCAAUCUUAUUGACAGAGUCCAUUCAAUGCUUGAACGAUUUGAAAUUGAACCAGAGCAAAGUGUGAUUAAAAACACCAGUCAACUAGCUUCAAAACUCUACACUUAUCUGCAGACGAUUCAGAACGAUCUGACCAAUCAUUUGAACGAAAUCGAUCGAUUAAACAAUCAAACAUUUCACUUUGAACAACGAACCAUACAAAUGGAACGGCACAUUCACCAAGCUUAUGAUAAACUCGAGCGUAUCUCUAAGGAAGUCACAUCACUUGAUAACAUCACGUUAAUUCGUACGAACUUGAAACAAAGUCUGACGUUAAAAGAAGGUGCCGAUAUGAAAUUGUCGAAUACAAGUCAACUCUUAAAUAACGAACUGAUGACAAACUACAAUCAAUUACAGAUCGCUUAUCAGCAAACAUUAAGCAAUGCUGAAAAUCUCAAUUCAUCGGUUCAAAUCCUACAUUCCGUUGUUAACGAAACCAUCGAACAAAAUCGUCGUGUACAUAUGGAUGUUCGUCAAGUCUUCAAUUACGUUCAAAACUUAACAGAAACAUCGCAGCACCUGGAGACAUUAUAUGAAAGCAUGAGACAACAAAACAAUGUUACACUUUUAACUGUUUUUGUUUACAAAAAUAUCAUCGACACUGUUAAUGAAUUGGAUUCAACAUCGACCGAAUUGAUUCGAAACUUAACAGCGACUCAGGAACAUAUUUCCCAACAACGACAACGUAUUGAAAAGCUCGAAAAAGAGAAACUGGAUCAAUCAUUCCUAUCACCCAUUGACACACAGAUCAAGUUGAAUCUUAAUGAUGAACAACGGCUAGAUCGAGUGUCACGUUCAGUUCUCACAUGUCAACGUUCGUUAAGUACAAGUGAAAAAUUACUACCAGCUUAUAAGCUACGUAUUAAUGAAUUGAAACUGACAGCAGAUAAUUUAGAACCACAUUCGAAACGAAUGUAUGACGAAAGUCAAGCAAAAACCAAUGAAUUCGCACGUUUACGUGAGAAAAUACUUGCUGAAAAACCGAUGAAUGCUUCGACACUAAGUGAUCGUCCAUUACAGAUGGAAUUUGCUGACAUUACCGAUGGUAUUCAACGUAUGAAACGCUGGCAAAUUGAUACAGAUCAGCAACUGAGCGCAGCAAAAUAUUCCUAUGAUCAGACGAUUAAUCUUCAAGAGAGUAUUGUUGACAUUAUCGCCGACAUUCGUCGAUUAGUUGAUGAAUCACGUUCAAUUGUCAGUUCCGUUCGUGUCGGUGCACAAUUCAAUCGUACAAGUGGUGUUAAUUUACAUAAACCAUACAGUAAAUCCCAAGUGAAUCUGAACAAGCAACAUUCGAAACUGGCACUCUCAUUUCGUACAACUGAACCGGAUGGACUACUAGCUUACGCUGGAAGUGAAAACGAAGAUCGAUAUAUGACAUUACGGUUGAAUCCAGAAGGACAAGUGGAAUUCACAUACGACGUUGGACAACAGCGGCCGACUUCAAUCGUCACGACACGUUCGUUUACAGAUAAUCAAUGGUACGAUGUUACAGGUGAACGUAUUGGUUCACACGGUCAAUUGACUGUAGUCGAUGCGAAUGGCAAAGACGUUUUCGUUGGUGUUAGUGAUGCUGAAAAUGGUGGCCAAUCAAUUCUAGAUCUCAGUGACGAACAAUCAGUUUUUCUUAUCGGUGGCAUUCCAUCUCAAGUGACACUCAAACGAACGUAUCCAUCAUUUGCUGGUUCAAUUUCAAAUGUUCGUCUGGAUGAUCAUAGUGUUAGCCUUUGGAAUUUUCAAUCAGCGAUGAAUUAUAACCAAGGAACAAUUCCAUCUGUCAUACAUCGAGAAUCCGUACCUGGUUUUAGUUUGAAAGGCGAUGGUUAUGCGAUAUUUUCCAAACGACGCUUACGACGUCUCGAACAUUCGUUUUCACUGACAAUUAUAUUCAAAACACAUGCUCCUAACGGUCUUUUACUUGCCUAUGGUGGUGGUGACAUUGAGAAACGUUUCUUUGCUGUACAAAUCAUCGAUUCUCAUCCAGAAAUUCUAAUGAAUACAGGCAGUGGUUUAGUUAGUUUACGUCUCGAAGAUAAUGUUCAUGAUAAUCAAGUGCAUCGCCUACAAAUAAAAAAACAAGACACUGAAUUGAUCGUGCAAUUAGAUAAUCAAUUAUCGGAAUCGAUCUAUGAUCGCGACGAAGAAUCACGUAUCGAAGGUGGUAACGAUAAUAUUUACGUUGGAAAAUAUCUUGGACAAGAUUCGUUACGUGAUGCAAUCACCAGUCGAGGAUUUAGCGGCUGUAUUCAGUCGAUUAUGAUUGAUCGCAUUGAAUUAUCAUUCAAAUCGGAACACUAUAAACGCAGUGAAAAUGUGGAAACGAGCUGCGCCAUUGAACAAAUCUUGCGUACUGUUCAAUUCAACUAUCUCGAUCAAGAAGGUUAUGUAGAAAUUAUGGAGAAAAACCUGACCAUCCCAUGGGCUGUAACCACACGUUUUCAAUCGAAUCAACCUUCCGGCACAUUAGUGUACAUGAACAAUGGUCAUGAAAAUAUCAACGAACUAAUCAUCUAUUUCGAAAACAACCAUCUGAUGAUUAAACAUAAAGAUCUGCCAGUAAUUCAAUGUGAAACAACACUUUCAACGAAUUGGUGGAAUUAUGUUAGUGUUUAUCGUGAUGUCCAAUCAUAUCGUUUAUAUCUAAAUGAUACUGAAUGCGGUAAAUUAGAUAUCGAAGCUGAUGGUAACAAUUGGCAACUAUACAAAACAGUCUUCGUCGGUGGUGUGCCGCAAACGCAUUCAACUCAGGUUCAGCGUUUGAUUGGCUGUAUUGGUGAUGUGAAUAUCGAUGGUUCGUUGAUUAAUUUUAAUAAUGCAGUUAAAUUGAAAAAUGCCGAACAGAAUUGUCAAACAAACGGCUUUAGCAGCAAUAAUAACAACAAUAAUCUUAAAGAACCAGUUGUUUAUCCGCCAUUUAUUUACAAUGCAACCGAACCAGUGUCAUCGGAAAAUGUUCAACUGAAGUUUCUGGAAUUUAACGAUGAUUUUGAUAUCAGCAGUAGCACAACGACGCCCAUCGUACCAUCAAUUGAUCUAGAAAUGAACAACAUUCCUGAAUUUCAGCCAGCAAGGCCCGUAGAAACAGCAACGAGCACGGUUAUCAUCGAAGAUGAAGAUGAAGACGAAGAUGAUUAUUCAUCUCGUUCUCGUCGGUCAUGUCAGUUACCAACGACUCCUUCGGAUGACCGUGGUAAAGACGUAGGCUAUCGUUUCGGUGAUGACCAUCGUGAAAGUCGUGGACAAAUUAUUGUAACACAAUCAUCAUUCAACUCUGCUAUGAAUAUCUCCUUCAAAUUUCGAACUCGAUUUAUCCAUGGUUUACUUUUCUAUUCUGGUCGUGAUGUUUCGGAUUCAUCGGCAUCGAACGAAUUCAUCGCUACAUGGCUACACAAAGGACACUUAGUUUUUGCGUUCGAUUGUGGAUCAGGUAAAGGCGAAAUCGAAGGUAUCAAUCGAGUCAAUAAUGAUCAAUGGCAUCAAGUGGAUAUCGUGCGAAAUGGAAACAAUGCAUCUUUGUACAUCGAUUCACAGCCACAAGGAUUCAUUAUUCCACCGGGUACGAAAUCAACAUUGGACACAGAUGGAGUUUAUCAUUUUGGUAAUAUUCCAUCAGAUGAAAUCUUUCAGUCAAAUCGCCGCCGGCAAUUACAUCAUUUCAAAACUCGACAUCAUAAUCUUCAAUUUCAAGGUUGUUUGAGUUCGAUACAAAUCAAUAAUCAACCAAUGGCGUUCGAUACCACCAUGAAUGAGAAGUCGAGUUAUAACAUCAAAACAUGUUACGAAAAUGAGGAAUCCGGAAUAUUUCUUGAUGGACAGAGAGAGUUGAUACUCGAAAACUCGUUUCAUCUCGGUCAACGAUUCAAUAUUUCAUUUCAAUUCAAAUCUCGUGUUAAAAGCGGUCUGCUAUUAGCCGCAACAAAUACAAAUGAAGAUAAUUAUCUCUUCAUCUAUCUCGACAAAGGAAACAUCGUAGUCACUCUAUUACAAAACAACAUCGAUGAAAUCCAUGUGGUUCAUUGGCCGACUGAAAACAAUGACAAUGAAAUGUGCAAUGGUCAAUGGCACAGCAUCCACGUGCAAAAAGAUCUCACAUUCGUUCGUUUACAUGUCGAUAAAUAUGACGUCGAUGAAGAAUUACUAUUAAAUGAUUAUGAUUUGAAUACCAAUGGUCCGCUGUAUAUUGGUAAAAUGAAUAAAUUACCGCCGAUUGUCGACGAUAUACCUGUCUAUGUUGGUUGUAUAACAAAUAUGAAGAUAAUUGCAUUUGACAAUGAUAAUGACGAUCAUAGCUCCAUGAGACAUGCUAAAGCGCUUCAUUCUAUCGAUGGAAUUCAACACUCGUGUCCGACAAAUUAG